AUGAUCAAUUCACUGUGUGGAAGCUCAGUGUCCCUCAAGAGUGAGAACUCAAGAACCAAACUCCAACCCACUUCCUCAAACGAUUCAGUUUUGCAGUCUAAGAAAAAUGCCACUCAAUCUUCUCUUGAUUUAGAGCAAACUAGUCUAACCCCACCAAGCUUAAACCUUCCUUCACUCAAAUUUGACUUAGAUGGAGAUGUGGAAGUUCAAUCACCAGAUAGUUCAAUGUGGGAAUCAUUUUUUGCCGAUCAAUUAGAUGCGGAUUUCAUGAUCUCUUCCCCAGUGAGGAACGUUCCUUCCCCACAAGCCUCUACCUACAACUGCAACUACAAUUAUGCUCAAGGAAUGCAAGGUCAAAGCCUAUCAGGGUGUUCCCCACCUCGUUUUUCAUCAUCCCAAAUUGGAGCCUUCAACAGUGGCCACAAAGGGAAGGGACUAAGCCCACUCCACAGGGUGUUUAACUCUCCAAACAAUCAAUUUAUGCAGCAUGUUGAAAACCUUUCACUGCCAGCAAUAGAAGAGUUCUUGGAGGAUUAUCAAGGAGAUGGGUGUGGUUAUUCAUCAACCAAGGUGUCUUCUGAUAUUGGAAGUUCAUUUGACAUGUCAACGCAGAUUCCAUCCAUAUUGGAUAGCUUAACAAUGCCCAAUUCCUCAAGGUAUUGUGGAUCAGUUAGUGAGGACUCCUCAGUGCAUGGUGGUGGUGGUGGUUCAUCUCAACUGUCCCAAGAAAGUGACAUGUAUCAUCAUCAGAUGGGGUCUAUGGCUAGUGCAUCACUGUCCCAAGCUCUACAACAAGAACGCUACCAUGAGAAAAAGCAAAAGCAGCAACAGCAAGAGACUUUGAUGCUGCCUAUUCCAAUAGGAAUCGAGCAGGAGCAAGACAGCGGGCUUCAACUGGUGCACCUGUUGCUAGCAUGUGCAGAGGCAGUGGCGAAAGAAGAAUACAUGUUAGCUAGAAGGUACCUACAUCACCUCAACAGAGUGGUAACACCUUUGGGAGACUCAAUGCAACGCGUGGCAGCAUGCUUCACAGAAUCCCUAACGGCAAGACUUACCACAACAAAACCCCAACAAUCACAACCAUCACCAUCACCAUCACCAUCACCCUCAAACUCCCUGGAAGUCCUCAAAAUCUACCAAAUCGUAUACCAAGCUUGCCCCUACAUCAAAUUCGCCCACUUCACCGCAAACCAAGCCAUCUUUGAAGCCUUCGAAGGCGAAGAACGCGUCCACGUCAUCGACCUCGACAUCCUCCAAGGUUACCAAUGGCCAGCCUUCAUGCAAGCCCUCGCCGCACGCCCCGCCGGAGCUCCGUUCCUCCGAAUCACCGGCGUCGGUCCUUCCGCCGAUGCCGUCAGAGAAACCGGCCGUUGUUUAACGGAGUUAGCCCACUCCCUCCGCAUCCCCUUCGAAUUUCACGCCGUUGGCGAACAGUUACAAGACCUCAAGCCCCACAUGUUCAACCGAAGAGUCGGCGAGGCUCUCGCCGUUAACGCUGUUAACCGCCUGCACCGUGUCCCUAAUAACCACCUCGGAAACUUACUCACGAUGAUAAGAGACCAAGCACCCAACAUUGUAACGCUGGUUGAGCAAGAAGCGAGCCAUAAUGGGCCUUAUUUUCUAGGAAGGUUUUUGGAAGCGUUGCAUUAUUAUUCAGCCAUUUUUGAUUCGUUGGAUGCGACUUUUCCUCCUGAUUCGGCGCAGCGUGCGAAGGUGGAACAGUAUAUAUUUGCCCCUGAGAUAAGGAACAUUGUUGCGUGUGAGGGAAUUGACAGGAUUGAGAGGCAUGAGAGGUUGGAGAAAUGGAGAAAGGUGAUGGAAGGGAAAGGCUUUAAGGGUGUGGCUCUUAGUCCUAAUGCGGUUACUCAGUCGAAGAUUUUGUUGGGUUUGUAUUCGUGUGAUGGGUAUAGAUUGACAGAGGAUAAAGGGUGCUUGUUGCUUGGGUGGCAAGAUAGGGCCAUUGUAGCUGCGUCUGCAUGGCGGUGCUGA
Molecule: messenger RNA, 1989 nt
Organism: Abrus precatorius (Indian licorice)
Lineage: Eukaryota; Viridiplantae; Streptophyta; Magnoliopsida; Fabales; Fabaceae
Product: DELLA protein RGL1-like
Exons: 2
Coding region: 1-1989 (662 amino acids)
Biological process (GO): regulation of DNA-templated transcription
Cellular component (GO): nucleus
Molecular function (GO): sequence-specific DNA binding; DNA-binding transcription factor activity
Source: RefSeq, a predicted model, not a curated record